Messenger RNA from Alnus glutinosa, 1414 nucleotides. Its product is annotated as mediator of RNA polymerase II transcription subunit 21. The record is from RefSeq and is a predicted model, not a curated record. The transcript is spliced from 5 exons. NCBI's taxonomy places the organism in Eukaryota, Viridiplantae, Streptophyta, Magnoliopsida, Fagales, Betulaceae. Gene Ontology annotation, molecular function: transcription coregulator activity. Gene Ontology annotation, cellular component: mediator complex. Bases 805 to 1221 code for a protein of 138 amino acids. Gene Ontology annotation, biological process: regulation of transcription by RNA polymerase II.
CAUGAAAGUUUAUUUCCCUAAAAAUAAAAAUAAAAACCCAUUUAUCUUCUCCAUAAACCGGUCCUCUCCCUCUCCCCCUCUCUCUCUUUGUUCUUCUCGCCGGAUAACCUCUCUCUCGACAGAAUCUCUGCCGGAUCUCGCCGUCAAAUCGCGCUCUCUCUCUCUCUCCCUCUCUCUGGCCGGCCGACCGUCCUUCUCUCGACGGAUUUUCUGCUGGAUCUCGUCGGAAAAUAUCUCUCUUCGGAAUCCCUCUCUCGCCAGAAAAAUCUCUCUCUGCCGGAUCUCGACGGAAACGCUUUCUCUCGCCGGAAUAUCGCCGAAAAAUCUCUCUCUCGCCGGAUUUCGCCAGAGUUGGAUUAUAAGGAGGAUAAUGAGCUACUAUACGAGAUGAUAGAUGGGAAUGCUUGAAUGAGAGUCGUGGCCAAGGCAAUAAAUCCAGCCGACCCGGGGAUUGCAGCACAUGUGCAUCAUCGACCACAGCCAGAGUGUUCUCACUUUUUUUUUUGUCAUACUGCUUGAUUUGGACCGUCCGAUUGAUCCUACGCUAAACAUUAAAGGGACGGCAUAGUACAAUAGAAAAAAAGUAGAGAGCAGCGCGUAGAGGCUACAGUCGCCUCUCUCUGCCGCCCGAUUCCUCCCAAGGUGACGAUCUCUGUCCAAACUUGACAACCAUCGUCUCUAGCUCCAAUUGACACGAAACGUUGCAGCUUUUGCAGAUCUCUUAGAUUUUUGUUUGGCUUCUGAGAAAUUGAGGAAAAUUCCAAGAAUUUGCAAACCUCGUUUGGUAUCUUUGUCAAGCAGAAGAUGGACAUAAUAUCGCAACUACAAGAGCAAGCGAACACAAUCGCAGCUCUGGCUUUCAACACCUUUGGAACACUCCAGAGGGACGCUGCGCCGGUGCGACUCUCUCCAAACUACCCGGAGCCACCACCAAUUACCGCCGAGGAUGCCGCCGUGAACGUCUCCGAACAGCCUAAGCCCCUCAGCGCUGCUCUCAUCAAGGCGGCUAAACAGUUUGAUGCGCUGGUUACAGCACUGCCAUUGUCUGAGGGAGGUGAAGAGGCGCAACUGAAAAGGAUUGCGGAACUGCAGGCAGAGAACGACGCCGUUGGCCAAGAGCUUCAGAGACAACUGGAGGCAGCAGAGAUGGAACUAAAACAGGUCCAGGAGUUGUUCGGCCAAGCGACGGAUAAUUGCUUGAAUUUGAAGAAACCAGAUUGAAGAAGAGAAGAACAUCAUCGUCGUUUAGUUUUCUCUUUUCCUGUUGUUUACACUCUUUGCUACCUUUUAAUAUCAAUUCAGUCAUCUUUUCCAUGCAAAGGCUUGUAAUGUAGUGCCUUCCAUUCUGUAGUCUUCAGUUUCAAACUCCAAAACGAUGGUCAGUGACUCAGUUAAACAUUUUUCCUCUUGGGCA